Molecule: messenger RNA, 3150 nt
Organism: Guillardia theta CCMP2712
Lineage: Eukaryota; Cryptophyceae; Pyrenomonadales; Geminigeraceae
Exons: 7
Coding region: 1-3150 (1049 amino acids)
Molecular function (GO): protein binding
Source: RefSeq, a predicted model, not a curated record
AUGGCAGAGAAGUCUUCAGAUGAAGACAGGGGCUGUGAAUGUGGAGUUUGCCUUAUCGACUUCCUUCAGAGCUCCUCACAAACCCCUAUCUGGCAGUGCAGGGAAGGGCACGCUUACUGUUCAGCAUGCUACGACAAGGUGCGGUGGGUUCUUGCACAUGCGAGGAGUGUUGACUUGGAGCAGAUGGGCAGGGAGGAUGCUGUAUGUCCUAUCUGCAAUGUGAGGAUGGGAAGCAUCAGAAACCGCGCCCUCGAGAAGCUAAGGGAUCGUACUCUCCGUCCAAAGGCCCCGGAGGACUCCUGUGGAUCCUCCGAGAGGAAAGGGGUCGACCAUGGCGGCUUCAAGUUCUCUGAUCCGUUUCGGCACACGGCGACCGGGUGGUCCAUGCCGUCUGCCCCCCCUCCCUUUGCUUUCUCUCAGCAGUUUUCCUUCGGGGGCUUUCAGAAUUCUUCGCAUGUACCGCCUUUCGCUCCAGCUCCAGCUCCAGCUCCAGCUCCAGCUCCUUCUUCUACUCCAGCUCCAGCUCCAGCUCCAGCUCCAGCUCCAGCUCCAGCUCCCUCUUCCACUCCAGCUCCAGCUCCAGCUCCAGCUCCAGCUCCAGCGUUUUCUUCCGCUCCAGCUCCUGCUCCUGCUCCUGCUCCUGCUCCCGCUCCCGCUCCCGCUCCCGCUCCAGCUCCAGCUCCAGCUCCUGCUUCUUCUGCUCCCCCUUCUGUCCCUCCUGCUUUUUCUGCGCAUCCUGCUCACCCGCCUGCAGCUUCUUCUGCUCCCCCUCCUGUCCCUCCUACUUUUUCUGCCCCUUUCUCCACGUCCUCGUUUCCGAACCCCAAGAGAAAGCCGAAAGCUGGAGCAAGAGGGAGGGGGCAGCCACGGAAAGGCUGCCCGUCCAACGAGGACGGGUUUGUGUUUGAGAUUUCAGACCUCCUCAGGAAUACCUUCUUGCAUCCGCAAGGGCCGGCGUAUCCUCCCGGAGCCUCCUGUCAUGACUUUCCCGCCUCCUCCUCCUCCUCCUCCUUCUCGUUCUCCUCGACACCGUCUGGCUCCAGCAUGCCUCAGCAGUCAGCAACUCAGGGAUCUGACUUGCCGCCAGGCCCUGGGGGAGGAGACGAGGGGUGCGGGGUAGCAGAAGGAGAGAGCGCUGCUCCGAUGCGAAAGAACAAGAGCAAAGGCCAGCGGAAGAAGACCGUUCAGAGGAAGGAGGGGUCUGACUUCACCUCUACCGAGAGCUUUGUCUUUCAUCCUCCCCCAAACUUCUCCUUCCCCCAGCCGAGCUCCUCUGGCUCCACCGGGCAGAGUAGCAACUUCAGUUCGGUGCCGUCGGAGGAGCAGAAGUCGAGAGGGGACAGGGAAAAGGCCGAGUUCGGUGCUCAGCAGCAGUACAGUUCCCCCCCGAAUCAUAGCAAGGCAUGUGGCACGAAGAGAACUUGGCGGAAGGCGAGGCGAGAUAUGAAGGAAGACAAGCAAGCUACUAGCUUUCAGUUUGAAGUUCCUAAAGCUGCCGGGGGAGGAGAAGCAGGAGGAGGAAAUGCAGCAGCAGGCACUAGUAGUACCUUCUUUGACUUCCAGACCUACGCAGAGCUGGUUGACCGCGCGGGCCCGACCGCCACAGCAGCUUUCAUCGCUAGGAACCCAGGCGUGUCGCUGUCAGUUCUGCUGGAGAUGGUGAAAGAGCGAGAGAAGGCGAAGGAGGAGGAAGUGAAGACGAAGAAAGAGGGGAAGGAGAAGGAGAAGGAGAAGGAGAGGGAGAAGAAGAAACAAGACGCACCGUCGCAGGAAGUUGAUGAGCAGAAGACGUGUCUGGAACUUCGGAAUCAAGGAAACAAUCUCUACAUGAAAGGACUCUAUUAUCAAGCUUGCAGCGUCUACUCGCAGGCAAUUUCCAUUGGAAUGUUCGUUGACGCGAAACUUCAAUCUGUCCUGCUCAACAAUCGAGCUGCUAGCCUGCACAAGCUCAACAGGUUGCAGGAAGCUUAUGAUGACUGCCGGUCGGCGAUAAAUCUCGACGGAGAAAACGGGAAGGCGAUAGCGCGUGGCGCUAAUUAUGCAGGAGAGUUGGGACUUUUCAAUGAGAGCAAAGAGCUCUUCAAAAGAGCGACACAGUUUUUCCCUGAGUCUGCAGACAUGGUCAAGUCCGUCAAGAAGAUGGAGUCGCUUGCCGAGCAGGUAGACAAGGCUCGCUCGCUGCUGUUGGACGGGGAGGGAUCGCGAGCGAAAGCAUGCUUGCGCGAGCCGGCCCAUCACGCCUGCGGGGAGCAUGACGAGGCCCUGCGAAUGUGCACGGCGAUGGAGGAGAAGGGGCAGGGGGACCUGGAGGUGAAGCUCCUCAUGAGCAAGUCGAUGGCAGCAGGAGGGAGGCUGCAGGAGGCGAUCGCUAAGAUGCACGAGAUGCUCAAGUUGGACCCCGAGUAUCGCGACUGCAAGCAGGAGCUCAAGGACCUGAAGAGGAUGGAGGAGAUGAGGAGCAGAGCAGAGCAGCUUCUCCGCACCCGCAGGUUCUCUGAGUCAAUCGAGCUCUGCUCCGAAGCUCUCCGCAUCUCUUCCUGGGCCACUGGCUUCAACGCUGCAGUUCUCCUCACCCGGGCCUCCUGCUGGGUUGAGCUCAAGUCGCUCGAGAAGGCGAUCAAUGACUGCUCCUCCUCCCUCGACCUGAACCCCCGGCUGGUCAAGGCUCUGAUCUGCCGAGCUCGAUGCUACAUGCAGCGAUCGGAGUACGAGGAGGCAGCCGAGGACUUCGAGCGAGCAGCGCAGGUCGACCCCACCCAGAAGCUUCUGCUGCAGCACGAGAUGAGCGAGGCGAGGAGGAAGGCGUCUGCUCCUUCCGACUACUACAAGGUCCUCGGCGUCAGCCCCUCUGCGACAGACAAGGAGAUCCGAGCAGCGUACAAGAAGUUGGCGCUGCAGUUCCAUCCCGAUAAGCAGAGCGGAGGAGGCGAAGCUGCAGGCCGAGCCGAGCGGCAGUUCAAGCUCCUAUCCGAGGCCUACGCAGUGCUGUAUGAUGAGCAGAAGAGGAAAGAGUAUGACAGGAGCAGAAACCAGAACGCGUUCGAGAACAGGGAGUUCUCGCAUGGCUGGAACCAUUCCUUUAAUUCGAAGCGAUCGAGCAAGCAGUGGGACCAACGCUCAAGGUCGUAUAACUCAUGGCAGCAUAGGUAG